AUGCUGCUGGCCGCCCUGCCCGCACGGGCGGCCGCCCCGCGGCAGCCGCCGCCCGUGGACCUCUCGCGCAGCACCAGCCCGGGCUCCACGCAGGCGUCGUCGUUCAGCGGAGGCUCCGCGGCCUCGGGCAAGAGCAAGCACGCGGGCCUGCCAGGAGGUCCCGAGCCCGGCGGUCAUCGCCGCGACGGGCACGCCGAGGCGUUCGUCCCCGUCGCCCCUGCGGGGCCGCGUCCCGCAAGGUCCACCUUGUGCCUGACACAAGCAGACGGGGACUGGUAUCCGAGCAGCAUGUCGAAGCUUGUCAUAUAG
Prorocentrum cordatum is the source of this 309-nucleotide messenger RNA. NCBI's taxonomy places the organism in Eukaryota, Dinophyceae, Prorocentrales, Prorocentraceae. The record is from the annotation of a GenBank genome assembly.